Messenger RNA from Hemibagrus wyckioides, 4899 nucleotides. RefSeq lists its product as uncharacterized. The transcript is spliced from 8 exons. Gene Ontology annotation, molecular function: cell-cell adhesion mediator activity. The coding region runs from base 325 to 1416 and encodes 363 amino acids. The record is from RefSeq and is a predicted model, not a curated record. NCBI's taxonomy places the organism in Eukaryota, Metazoa, Chordata, Actinopteri, Siluriformes, Bagridae.
ACAGCUCCGGCUCAGAGGCAGGAUUUAGUAGUCCUGUCAUGACUGAGUGUUCUCUCCACUUUUACUCCUGAAAGCAGACAUGUAGCUGUGUGUGUGGGAGAGAGUGUGUGUGAGAGAUAGAGUGUGUGUGUGAGAGAGAGAGUGUGUGUGAUCUCUGAAUGAUCUCUGCUUCAUUUGAGAUGAAUCCUACACUUAAAGAUUUUAACGUUUACUUCCUAAAGAUUCAUGGCCACCAGUAAAUGAUGGUCAUUGACUAAGAUGAUUAACGUGAAGGAGAUGACCCUCACUGCAUGAUUAACUUAAAACAGACGUUGGUUUCAGUAUAUGGAUAAGAUGUGUAGGUGUGUGUUUGUGUGCCUGUGGUUGGCUGUGGUACUGCUCCCUACACUACAAGAUCGAGUGACCGCCCCGGCUAACCUGCAGUCAACACUGGGCCGCCCUGUUACGCUAGGCUGUAAUGUGACUCUAGAAGGCGGUGAACUCCUCAAACAGGUUCGCUGGCUGGAUUUGCACAACGUAAGUGUCCUUUCUUACCAGCCUGAGAAACGUGAGAGCCUCAUCAAGAGAGAUGGUGUGGAGCUCCUCGACCAGGAAAUGCACACAAGUGCUAUUGCCAUUGAGAGGACCAAGCCAGGGGAUGAAGGGUGCUACACGUGUGUGUUUGACGUGUACCCAUCGGGACAACAGCGGGGGAAGACUUGCCUCCUUUUAAAUGCAAAAGCAGAGUCGGUAGGCAACAAGACAGUAGUGAACGGGAGGCACGUGACACUUUCGUGCACUUACGCACUCACCAGAAAGGUCCAUCAGAUCCUGUGGAGAAAAACGACGGAGCAGGGCGACACUGCCAUUGUGGCCUCGUACACCAAGAACGACAAACUGAUCGUGGAGCUGCCGUUCCAGGAGCGGGUGAAGCUGAGCCAGACGUUGGGACACAGCCAGUUAACCAUAGAACCUGUCCAGAUGGAGGAUGAGGGGUGUUACACCUGCGAUUUCCACACCUACCCUGAGGGCUUGAGGAGCGUCACGGCAUGUCUGGCUGUCUAUGUCCUGCCCAAACCUGAGGUGAGCUACACCACCACGGAGAAAGGAAUAAUCCAGGCCAACUGCUCAGCCGUGUCUCGUCCUCCUACAGAACUUGUCUGGAAUGUGGAGGGCCAUAACCUCACGCUGGCGCCCUCCGAGAUCUCGUUUUACCCGCAGGGAGACGGCACCACACUGGUGGUCACCACCAUACAGUUUCAGUCCAGACUGCUGGACGAGGAGCAAGUGACAUGUACGGCGCUCCAUCAGGGCCUGGAGUCGAGUGUUUCUGUAGCCCUGAACAAGAUUGGAUUGAAGAAGAUCAUCAUCAUCUCGGUCGGACUCGCCGUGCUUGUGCUGCUCAUAUGCCUGUGUUUGUGCAUGAAGAGGCGCUAACAGCUCCGAGUACUCCGAGAGGCAUUUAGACCGAGAUGAAACCUGCUGCUAUGACUGGAGAAACCUAGAGUCUAUAUAUAGUGUGUUUUAUGAAUGUACUAAUGAGCGUGUGAUUUUUUCUACGGCAUUUAAAUGGUAAUUUUAAACUAAAAUGCUAUCACUGGAAAUGAAAUCUGUUUUGUUGUAAUGUAUUUUAUUUUUUUUUACUAGAUUUCAUUAUGAAUUUUAUUAUACUAAACAUUAAUUAACAUUUUUAAUGGUGGUUUUAUUUUUAUUUUUUAUUUUUUUUAAAUGACAAGAAAUCUAUUUUAUGAAUGAUUUUUUCUCUAUUAUUAUUAUUAUUAUUAUUAUUAUUAUUAUUAUUAUUAUUAUUAUUAUUAUUAUUAUUAUUAAAUGUUGUAAAUAGUCUAUGAGAAGCAUUAUGCUCCCUGCUCAUAUGUCUCCACUAGAGGGAAGUGUACUCGUGUCUGUUUUUCUACGCUUUCAUACAUGAACACAAGAGGGUUUGAUCGUAUAUAUAUAUAUUUUUUUGCAUACAAAUUUAUAUUUUUUGCAUCUAAAUAAUGUUAAUAUUGCUCAAAUAACCCUACCGUGUCCCUAUUGUGACUCUGAUACUGUACGUUUCUGGUUAAAACUGUUACUUAUAUUUUUUCAGCUUGGCAUUUUAAAGAUUACUUGGCUAAAGCUGAAAGUGAAAAAUGAACUAAAAGAAAAAAGAAGGUCUGUGUGAACUUGUCUAUGAAACAAACAGAAAAGACAAACCGAAAGCAGUUGUUUGAGUUCUAGUUAAAGGCCAUGAAUAGUUACAGAACCGUGAGCAUUUUAAAGAACUCUUCAUUAUAUUCUCUAUCUCUGUUAUUAUUACUACGGUUCAUGGUCUUGGGGAAAGCUCUAAAACGUUGCACAGAUGUGGAUAAAAUGUUACAGUGUGGCCGUGGAAACCCUCAUCAGUGCUGUUUAAUGUCAUUUUAUAUAACAUACAGACUACAUAAAGUAUUGAAAGUCUGUAAAUAAAACUUUUUUGCUGUUUAAGGACAAAUAAUCAGCUUCGGUGUAGAGGGAUGUGACCAUAAAUAAAGCUAAUAUACUGUUUCCGCUACAAAGUCCCCCAAUAACGUCACGUCCCUUUUUAUAUCACAGCGAUUUGGCCAUGAUUACAAUGAAAUAGAUUUAUUAGAGAAGCACAUUUCAUGUGUUUGAACUGUUAUUUUUAUAGUUCUAGUUUUUUUUUUUCUCUCUCUCUCUCUCUCUCUCUCUCUCGUAAGCUUGGCAUGUUACAUUCUACUACAAAAUGGAUGGAAAAGGGGUCUUAAAGUGGAAAAUUUUAAGUUUUCUCUCUGUUACAAAGUCCUACACUGGAGUCUAUGUUCAUAGAUUUUAUAAAAAAUGUCUCAGAGUUUCACAGAUUAGCAAUAGAUAUGUUAUAUUUGUUAAAUAUUAGCACAUCUUUUUUUUUUAUUCUUAUUCUUUAUUAUAUUAUAUGUUACUAUAGAAAUGAUGGCGUAUUAGACAGACCUUCUGACCCAUCACAGAUGAAGAAUUAGACAGCACUGUGGUAACGAUGAAUACACGGUCAUUAACGAGACACCACAAUGAAUAAAAUGUGCUUCUACAUGUCUGUUGAAAAUCUCUAAGGUACUAACAAUCUAUAAUCCACUACUGUUUUCAUCACUGAAGCUUGUUUGUGUGAUAAUGCAGUUAGUGUAACUUAAAAUGAAACUGAACAUUGAUAUGAAAGUUUCUCAAUUGUCGGAGGAAAUGAAACAGCCCGAUUCUCUGGUUUAAUCACUUUACUGUGGAAUAUGGAAGCAGAAAUGAAUGUGUUCGAAUGUUUGGGAUCAGGAGGAAAUGAUGCGCGUCACAUCACCUGUUGAUGAGCGGAGCCCGGUUACUGCAGUGAAGUUUAUACAGCUUUGUAAAAGGAGCAUCUGAACUUAUGAUGCUACCAGAGGACAGGAACAAACAAACAGCUGCAGUGCAAAACAUAUUUAACCCCUUGAAGGUUUCUUGUGUUACAGCCUGAAACUGAGAAGAGCUUUUCAUACCAAGUUAAACACCGUGUCAUACCCCGGGUAGAAGAACAAUGUGUACUUUAGAAGCAGGGUUAUGAAGCACAGCUAUUUACCCCAGGGUUAUGAAAGUGUGCCCUUAAUCAGGUUCAGCUUGGCUUUUACAGCGUUAUCUCCAAAUCGCAGUGCCAUUGUAAAACGAUGUGCUGUUAGAAUUGUUCAGCAUGUUCACUCUCCUGUCAUUUCGAGACUGGACUACUGAAACUCUCUCCUGGCUGAUCAACUUCUGAAAACUUCAAAACACUGACGCUUGCCUACAAAGCCAAGAAUGGACCAGCACCCUCUUACCUCAAAGCUCUUAUUACUCCUCACACUGCACUUCGCUCCCUCAGAUCCUCCAGCACUGCUCGACUGGUCCCACCAUCUCUCAGGGUAAGAGGUAUGUCUACAUCUAGACUCUUCUCUGUUCUGGCACCGAGGUGGUGGAAUGAACUUCCUCUAGAUGACCGAACAGCCGAGUCACUGACCGUCUUCACACGCCGGGUGAAGACCUACCUCUUCCUGAAACACUUAAACUAACGUUUAUCCAGUUUGAUUAUGGAUUGUUGUAUGUUGUUUAAAAACACAGGCUAAUGGUAACCUAUAUUUGUGACCAAUUGAACCAGUGUUAAUGUAUUCACUGAUAGAGACUUCAAAGCCCUUAUGUACGUCGCUCUGAGCGUCUGCCAAAUGCCAGAAAGGUAAAUGUAGAAUGUUACAUCUAGUUGCUUAGCAACAGAGACCCAAUCAGAACCCGAACAGCGCUUCAGCCUCGUAUCAGGUGAAAACCAGAACGGCUCGGCAGAUGGAGUCAGAGGCAAAACGCUGAACAUUACAGAAGUGCGAAUCGUAGCGUGGGAGAAAUACGUGACGCUGAAAAUUAGCAGAAGUUGAAUUUCGUAAGGACAGCUAGACAAUUACACAACAAACUUCAACAAUCAACUUCACAACAAAAGUCAACAAUACCGGCUGAUGUGAAAGCGCGAGACGGGCCGCUGUUUAAAGUGGUAAUGCGCUGUAUUUAUCCAGUCACGGUUGUUGAUGGCGCAAGUGUGCUAAUAAGAAGAAAGCCAGUCUUUCUUUCUCUCCUAGUGGAGAAAGAAAGACUAUCUCUUUUUUCUAACCUUCAAAUAACUCAUUUUUAUCAGCCUGGAAAUGAAUAUAUGUGGAAAGAUCAAUGUCUAAAAACAUCCAAAAAUCUAAAAAUAAUAAGAAUCAUGAAGGUAAUGAUGAAUGUUGAAUAAAGCUCAGUAGCCAAAAAGAAAAACCCCAACAAUCUUUAUUCUAUCUUCAAUCUUUAUUAUAGCUUAUUAUCAAUAAAGCAGGAUAAGAGUAAGUCCAAAAUUAGUCCAAAACUGAUGAAGUCACAUGAAUGUAGCUGGGAAAAGAGCUAACCCCUGCAGAGAAAACCCAGAAGCUAGCAAAGUUAGCUAGA